AUGGGAUUUCAAGUCGGAGGGAAUUUAGGGUCGGAUGCCUUGAAGAAGAAGUUACCUAUCAGGGUUAUAGAUAGCAAUCUGAAUGGUUUAAGGGAAAUAGUGCAACAAAUGAAGACUAUACAGAAGAAUGCUUUCAAGAAGCGGUAUGGGAACUUAUUGAGGUUAUUGAAUGUGGAAGUCCAAGCGUCGGCAGUCACCGCUUUGGCCCAAUAUUAUGAUCCGCCGCUCAGAUGUUUCACCUUCCAGGAUUUUCAGUUGGCACCCGUAGUAGAAGAGUUCGAGCAAAUUUUGGGUUUGUCGGUGGAAGAUAAAGUCCCUUACAGAUAUUCCGAGCAACGAGCAUCUAUCUCUACGUUGGCAGGAAUCUUGAAGGUACACCCUGCUGAGCUAGAGAGUAAAAUGGCCUUCAAGGGCAACUCGAAGGGGAUCUCCCAAGGGUAUUUAGAAGGGCACUUGCGUCGUUUGGCUGAGAAAGAGAUAGGGGAGAUGUUCAUGGAUGUGUUGGCUCUCACACUAUAUGGAGUCGUGCUCUUCCCUAACAUGGAGAAUUUUGUUGAUCAAGCGACCAUCGAUGUGUUUGUCGCUUACAAGAUUCAUUCAGAAAGCCCGGUCACUGCGGUUCUAGCUGAUGUGUACGGGGGUUUGGAUUUGUGCUACGCACUCAAGAGGAAGAAGAUGUUAUGUUGUGUACCUAUAUUAUAUGUAUGGUUUAUAUCUCGAGUCCGGUUAGGUAUAGUAAAUGCUGAAUGUUAG
This is a messenger RNA of Vigna unguiculata (cowpea), 753 nucleotides long. RefSeq lists its product as uncharacterized. The record is from RefSeq and is a predicted model, not a curated record. Lineage: Eukaryota; Viridiplantae; Streptophyta; Magnoliopsida; Fabales; Fabaceae.